This is a messenger RNA of Geodia barretti, 588 nucleotides long. NCBI's taxonomy places the organism in Eukaryota, Metazoa, Porifera, Demospongiae, Tetractinellida, Geodiidae. The record is from the annotation of a GenBank genome assembly.
AUGGUCAUCACAAACGUCUCGGAUGAUAUUUUCAGCCCCGCGGCGAUCAACGACCCUUAUACCUACUACGGUAGAUUGAGGGACGAAGACCCCGUUCACUGGAACGAACUCUACGAGUUGUGGAUAGUUACUCGCCAUGACGAUCUGGUGUGGCUGACCCGCAACCACGAGAAGUUCUCCAGCGCAACCUUCCUCAACGACCCGCGACCGGCCUACCCGGCCAUUUACGAGUCCGACGAGGAAAUCUACCGGAUGGCGUGCGAAUAUCAGGGGAUGAUGUUCAUCCAGCACGACCGCCCGGCCCACCUAGACAUGCGCAAGGUGGUGCAUCAGUUCUUCACUCCCAAGUCCAUGGAGGAGUGGCGUCCCCUGGUUAUCUCCGCCACCAACCACCUGCUGGACGAUGCGGAGCAGAAGGGCAGCGUGGAUCUGAUGCGCGAUCUGGCAGUGCCGCUGCCCCUGCUCGUAAUAGCGGAAAUGAUGGGUGUUCCCGAAGCCGACCGCCCCUACAUCCGCGUCCUUGCCGAGAAGCUGCUGUACAACAACCGUGGCGAGCCGGACCGCUACCGCACGCUAUGGAAGGCGUGA